GACGGUUUGUCUCUUAUUUUAUUCUGUGUCUCCUUCACUUCAUGCUUUGGUUUAAAACCUGGUUUGGCAGGAAGACCUUUCACAAACAGCCCCGAUUGGAUGAGGCCACUGUCUCUUAUUCUUCUUCCUUUUGUAGCUCUUAGCAGCAGUCACAUGUGUAGCUGCCUGCCUAGCUGGUUGUCUCCCGGAACACACCUCGUCUUCCUUAACGUCACACUUUUACCUGGUUCAGUUUAUCUUUUCCAGGGCUAGCAUUGCUGUGUGAAUGGGUGUAAGCAGGAAAAGAAGCUCAGGGGUGCAGCACAGAGUCAGGAAAUGUGGAAGCACUGUGUACUUGCUCCAACGAAGAGAGUCUCGGUUUUGAAUUGCACCAGCUGUCCCACCCAGCAGAGCUACUAGCAGUUUGGUUUCUUUUCCUGUGCCUCUGAAACCUACAUUAGCCAAAGAAGUUUCUGUUUUCCGACUGCUCCACAACUCAGAAAAAAAAGGGUCUCUACUUAAUUUGCCCUCUGUUUCAGUUUGCUCCACGUCUCAGCAGCAGCUGCAGGGACAUGGAAGUGACAACCAGACUGACAUGGAUACAGGAAAAGCUUCUGGAACAACUACUUGGGAAAGCAUCUUUAACUCUUCUUUAUAAGUCUAGCAUUCAUCAGUUUAAAACUCUUGAUAUGACUAAGAUAUGCUCUAAUCAGGGAUCCACAAUAACAGUCAUUCACUUGGAGCAAAAUGUUGUGGGUGUUUUUAUGCUGGAACAGUUUCCCCUUUUACAUUCCAAAAAGUCAAGCCUUUGUGUUUGGUUUUCAUUUAGACAGAGCAGCAGCACUGGAAUGCCAGCUUUAGUUUUGAAUACACAAGUAGAAGUCAAUGCCACACAGUUAAAAUUUUUCUCAUCCAGUGGCUUGUCUCUCCUUGUGGAUCCAAGAAAUUAUGAGCUUCAUCUGAAUGCCGAAGUAAUAAAAGAGCUAGAACUUGAUCUUAAAGGUGUCUCUCCGUAUUUGGAAUGUGAAAUGUUUCGAGUUGAUGGCAUUAAGAGGGAUCCAGAGUUCAUAAAGAAGAUGGUAACCAUCAAACAGUACCGGGAAAAGCUCCUAUCUGCUCUUAGAGCCUACAGGCCCCAUGAAGACUUGGUUCCACAAGUUCGUAUCCUCUUGGUGGGCCCAGUAGGUUCUGGAAAGUCGAGCUUUUUCAAUUCAGUGAAGUCUGCUUUCCAGGGUCACUUAACUCGCCAGGCCAUUGUGGGGUCUGAUGAAACCAGCAUUACCGAACAGUAUAGAAUAUAUAAUGUUAAAGAUGGAGAAGGUGGGAAAACGCUCCCAUUUUUGUUAUGUGACUCAAUGGGGCUGGAUGAGAGAGAAGAAGCGGGAUUGUGUGUAGAUGACAUACCUCAUAUCUUAAGAGGCUAUGUACCAGACAGGUAUCAGUUCAAUCCGUGUAAGCCAAUAGAGGUGACACUCUUCACUUACAACACCCCUCCACCACUGAAGGACAGGAUUCACUGUGUGGCUUAUGUCUUGAACAUCAACGCUGUUAACAUGCUGUCUGAUAAAAUGGUGGCAAAGCUCAAAAAGAUUCACAGAGAUGCAGUACACUGUGGUGUAAGAGAAGUAGCCUUGCUUACUAAUGUGAAUAACUGUGAUGAAGUUCUUGAUGACAAUUUUUUAAACAUGACAGAAAGUGUGACUUCUCAAAGACAGGUAAAGAAUGUCCAAAACAUGCUAAAUAUUCCUUUGGCUAACAUCUUAAUGGUUAGUAAUUAUGCUUUGGAACGAUCAUUGGACCCUCUGAAGGAUAUUCUGAUCUUUGCUGCACUCAAGCAGAUGUUACGGGCAGCAAAUGACUCCUUAGAAGACUUGCUUCUUAAGGAAACUGCAUCAGCUAAAGGAUCCUUGAAGAGCCGGUCACGGCUGGGAAAAUGAAGAUGAAGCCUGAGAAGUGGAGAGGAGGGAGAUGCCCGACAACAGAUCCUCUUCCCUGUGCCUGUACCCACCACAUCUUGAUAUCCUGAUGCUUUGUAUUUCCUUCCUAUCACAUUAUACAAUUCUAUGUAUCCUUACUGAUCACACAGCAAUUACAAAAUUAUAUAGCUAUCUGCUGUUCCAAAUAGAGUGUAAGUUCUCUGAGAAAUAGGCUCUAGAUUGACCUCUGUAGUCAUAGAGCUCGGCACAAGGUCUGGUUAGCAUUGAGAAUACUAACAAUGACUCUUCUGUAACACUUUCUCUACCUUGGUAUUUACUUAGAUAUCUACUCCAAAUGGAUGGGAAGACACAAAGAGUAAGAUGCUGGAAAGAGAAUGAGAAAAUAAGAAUGGAGAGGGUCUUAUUAUCUCUGCUUGAAAACAUGAAUGCCUCUAGCCAAUUUAUGCCUCCAAUUAAUUAAAAAGAGACAAUAUUUGUGAACAACUCCAUUAAUUGCAUUAAUGUUUUAAUUUCAUGAAAUAAAGAUUCUUCCUGUAAUGUU
Molecule: messenger RNA, 2457 nt
Organism: Alexandromys fortis (reed vole)
Lineage: Eukaryota; Metazoa; Chordata; Mammalia; Rodentia; Cricetidae
Gene: Ifi44l
Product: interferon induced protein 44 like
Exons: 10
Coding region: 552-1916 (454 amino acids)
Biological process (GO): immune response
Source: RefSeq, a predicted model, not a curated record